Molecule: messenger RNA, 1530 nt
Organism: Drosophila willistoni
Lineage: Eukaryota; Metazoa; Arthropoda; Insecta; Diptera; Drosophilidae
Product: UBX domain-containing protein 1
Exons: 2
Coding region: 283-1290 (335 amino acids)
Molecular function (GO): protein binding
Source: RefSeq, a predicted model, not a curated record
UGCUUGCAAAAGAUAAUACCGGUAUAACCUCUCUCUGAGUAAAAUUAAUUGAAAUCGGCUUACAUUGAAAGAUAUAAAUGUCAAAAGAAAUUGUUAUAGAAUUCAAAGCCAACUUUAAAUACAAUUCAUUCGCAUCUCUAAUCGAAGUUGUAGAAUUAUCAACACUGGUGCUUUGUUUUUGUGUGUCAUUGUUACAACAAAAACGAAAAGGCAAAAAGGGACUCAAGGUCUGAAACUUUUAAUUUUCUUUUUAAAUUCAAAACGUCCGAUUGAAAAAAAAAAAUGACUGAUAUCCAGACCUUGGUAGACAUGGGAUUCCCUCAGGAGCGCGUGGAAUAUGCAUUAAAGGUGACCAACCAUAAGGGUGUUGAGCCGGCCAUGGAAUGGCUAUUGGCCCAUGUAGACGAGGAGAUACCGGAGACAAAACGUGAGGAGGCAGGCGAAGGUGCAGCAACUGGAGGAGAUGAUCCUGGCAGCUCGAGCAGUGCUGGCGGUGGAGGCGCUGGGGCUUCAGCUCCUCCUGAGGGUGAAUCCGUUGCCAAAUCAGUGGUAUGCGAUGAUUGUGGCAAAGUCCUGAAGGAUCACACAGAAGUUGAAUAUCAUGCAGCCAAAACAGGUCACAACAAUUUCUCUGAAUCCACUGAGGAGAAAAAGGCUCUCACCGAGGAAGAGAAGAAGGCACAAUUAGCUAUUAUCGAGGAGAAGCUUAAACAGAAACGCAUAGAGCGAGAGGAGCGCGAAAAAGCUGAAGCCUUGGAACGUGAAAGGAAUCGUAUUCGUUCGGGCAAGGACAUGACUGAGGCGCGUCGUCGCAUGGAGGAAAUCGAAAUGAAAAAGAUUGUCGAUCAACGUAAACGCGAAAAGGAAGAGGAGAAGGCAGCACGCGAUCGUGUCAGGGCACAAAUCGAGGCCGACAAGGCCGCUCGUAAAGCUCGCGAGCAAAAGGAUAAUCCCACUGUCCCCAAUUCUUCGUCAGUUAGCUCCACUACACCACCAGCGGCUGCUGCCGUUUCACCCACUGCGGUUAAAUCUCCACCACGAGAUUAUACCGAAACCCGCAUACAAGUUCGUCUUCAUGAUGGCACAACACUAACCGAAACCUUUAAUGUCAAGGAGCAAUUAUCGGCUGUUCGUGUCUUUAUCCAAGUGUCAACUGGCAUUGAUUCCCCAUUCGCUCUAAUGACCACAUUUCCCCGUAAAAUUUUUGCCGAUGAUGAUUAUGAGAAGCCACUAGAGGUCCUUGGCUUGGUUCCAUCCGCUGUCAUUAUAAUGACAAAGUCAUCAGCUUAAACAAGACAAUGAGAGCGUUAGAAGAGGCUGAUUCAUCAUCUGAAGAAAAAACAAAACACUUUUAUACUAAUGACAUACAGAAUAAUAAUAAUUAUAAAUAAAUAAAUAUAUAUAUUUAUUUAAAAUGAUAUUCCCAUCAAAAAUAAACAUGAAAUAAAAUUAAUGAUAUGAAAAUAUAACAUUUAAUGUACGAUUUUAUAUGCUUAAAGAAAUUAAAGAGUAAUUCUAAAUAAUCCAAAA